UCCUUCGGGACCCCACGUUUAUUCGCCAACGGUGAGCAUGGUGGUUCGACAAGCUUCUCAACAACAAGUCGCCGACCAUCGACCUGCAUGCGGCUGACAAGGUCAAGCGGUGGCCCACGUGCGUGCCACUCGACGACAUCCCAUCUCUACUUGAGGUUGAGGAAGCGGUACGGGAAAUGGCCAACAGAAAGGCCGUCGGGCCGGACGACCUACCGGCUGAGCUGAUCAAGCUUUUCCUGGACGGAGAUCAAGGUCUCCUCCGCGAGUUCCACGCCAUUGUCGUGGACGUGUGGCAGACUGGGGACGUACCACAGCAGUGGAAGGAUGCCACCAUCAAAGUGCUGUUCAAGAAGGGGGACACGAUGGAGUGCGGCAACUACCGGGGCAUCUCGCUCGUCGCACACGCCGGCAAGGUGCUGCUUAAGGUCGUCGCUACACGACUGAGCCACUACUGCGAGCGAGAGGGCAUCCUCCCGGAGGAGCAGAGCGGUUUCCGCCCACACCGGUCGACGCUCGACAUGCUGUUCGCCAUCCAGCGGCUCCAUGAGCUCGCGAGGAAGAAGAGUACUGCGGUGUUCGCGUGCUUCGUCGACCUCACCAAGGCAUACGAUUCGGUGGACCGAGACCUACUGUGGGACGUGCUCCGACGCUUCGGCGUGCUCCCGAAGAUGCUGGCGGUCAUUCGCCACUUCCAGGAGGGCAUGAAGGCGCGC
Ectocarpus sp. CCAP 1310/34 is the source of this 713-nucleotide messenger RNA. NCBI's taxonomy places the organism in Eukaryota, Phaeophyceae, Ectocarpales, Ectocarpaceae. The record is from the annotation of a GenBank genome assembly.